Lytechinus variegatus (green sea urchin) is the source of this 4159-nucleotide messenger RNA. Its product is annotated as translin-associated factor X-interacting protein 1-like. Gene Ontology annotation, cellular component: cytoplasm. NCBI's taxonomy places the organism in Eukaryota, Metazoa, Echinodermata, Echinoidea, Temnopleuroida, Toxopneustidae. The record is from RefSeq and is a predicted model, not a curated record.
GCAUGCUACCAUAACAACGGGUCAAGCGAGUAGGUCGGCCGUGAAUUGAUCUUUUGUGUGAUCAACCUAACUUCACGUUACACUUAUCGAGGGAGGUUUUGUAACUGCUAAAUACAUUCAUAUAGUAGAAAUGUCAGCAAAGGCACUGGCAAAGUUACCACCAAUUCAGAGAUCGAGUCCACCUCCACCAGCAAAUAUCAAUGCUGUGAUAUCACCUCGGGCAGGUAAAGCUUUCAGUGGACUCCAAGGACCAAGCUACCAGAUAGGGGAAGGUGGCAAACACAAACUGCCUGAACCUCAAGCAUUAAAGCCGUUUGUAGAUACAAAGGCAGGAAACUUGGAUACAUGGCCAGCCCAUGCCACAGCUCAGGCUGCAGCCCGCCCCUCCCUGCCAUCCUCCCAGAGGCCAAGGGGUUCCAGUGCUGAUGGAUAUGGCAGAGGACAAAGCACUGGGGAAGGCGGAGGUCCGCAUCAGUCGAUGGUACCAAAACCAAAGUUCCUGGAGCAGUUGGAAGUCUUUCUCAAAAAAGAACUCAGAAAUGUGGACGGAGGAAGGGCAGGUCCAAGUGACACAAGAUUACAGGCAUAUCGGGAAGUGUUUGAGUACCUGAUUGAAGAUUUCAAGGCCUAUAAACCAAUCUUCUCUGCCAUCAAGAAUGAAUAUGAAGUCAUGUUAUCACAUCAAAGGGAAAAGAUUAGAGAACUUGAACCUCUUAAGUCCAUGCUGGUAACGGUAUCCGAGCAGUGUGAUCAGAAGAUCAUGGCUCUACGAGAAGACGAGAGACAGGAGAUGAAAGACCUGAAGAAUGAGAAACAAGCUCUCCUGGACCGCAUCGGUGGGAUGAAGGAGGAACAGUUUUCAUUACAGAUGCAGAUUGAAAAGCUCCAAGAGAAGAUAGCUGAACAGUAUCAGAUGUAUCGUGAUGAGUGUGACGCUCGUAAGUUACUCGUCUCAGAUAUCAAUGACCUUCGUUACCAGCAGGAGGAUUAUCAGAAGGCCCAAGGCAACCAAGAGGUCCCAGCUGAAGCUAAAGAAGACCUCAAGAUGAAGAUUGCUCUUAGGAAAGCGCGGGAGGAUCUAACAGAUGCAACUCAGAGAUUGAACGAAAUGAUAGCCAACUAUGGUGAUGUGGUUCCUAGAAGGGAUUUUGAAUUACUGACCGCGGAACAUAAGAAAUUGCUAGAAGAACAUGAGACUUUGAAUGGUGACUACAAUCAGCUGAGAGCAGAGCAUGAGGCUCUGUUGGAUGUGAAUAAGCAGAUCAUAGCACAGAGAGAUGACUUCUACCAAGAGCUUGAAAACCUCAAGAGAACAGCAACACCUAGACCUGACUGGGACCGCUGCGCUGAGGUGCUGGAAGGAGGUGAAGAGAGAUGGGUUCAAAUCUCACAAGGCAAGAAGAGUGAUCAACUUGUCACAUUACUCCUUAAAGAGAUCAUGGGAGACGGGGAAGGCUACGAGUACUUUGAACCAAAGGGUCUUGGUGAUGAUGUACCUGUGUACAUGCGAUAUGAAGGCAAGCUGAGGAAGAGAAAGAUGGAUGAAAAUGAUGCUGGUGUCCUCAUCAAAGAAAUAUGGAGGGAGAAAACAAAACAAAAUCAAGAGAGAGGAGAAGCAGGUCCAGAGCCUAUGGAUAUCUUCCUUGCCUCGUUCAUGAGACAGAAGUAUCCGGAGGAGAAACUUGCCUUUGAGUGGACGUACAUGCUGCUUAGUAUACUAGAAGAGAAUGAGAAGGAGAACCAUCUUAUGCUCUUUUACAAGACACUCAUCGGAGAGAUGGAUGAAGAUGUUUAUCAUAAUCAGUUAGAGGUCUUAUCAGAGCUCAUGGCUGCAUUCAAGAAGGCUGAUGAAGAGGAAGGGGGACAUGGGAGUUUCAACAAGGAUAUCCUAGAGCUAGCCUUGCGAGAGUUCUUCACCAUCAAAGAUGAUGAUAGCAUUCAAGCCCUGGUCGAUGCUGCUGUUCAAGAACUUCAGCCUGAAGAUGAGACUAAACUUCUCUAUGAAGAUCUCUUCACAGAGGAGGAGGACGGUACUGUUGGGCCAUUUAUCUCUCUUCUCAGAUCUCAAGAACGAGAAGAAAAGCUACUGUAUGUGGAUGACAUCAGGAAAGAAUUGGAAGGGAAAGAGGAGAUUCCAUGGAGAGAACUUCAAAUGGCCAUCAACGUGGUAGAUGCAGAGAUAGACCGCCCUCACAUGGUGCAGUACGUAUGCCGUGCGUUUGACGUCCCCCAGGAUCAGAUCACCACGGCGCAACCGACGACGCUUGACGUCAUCGUGAGGAGACUGCAGAAGAGUACGGCCAGGAGAAUCGGGAAACUGAACAGUUCUGAGCUUACAUAGAAUUCUCAAUCAUCAAAGGGGAUUCAUUGAGUGAUGUUUAAAGUACAUAUCAAUUACCUUGACUUCAACUAUACAGGAUGGUAUUCACAUGGCACAUGAAUGAUAUCCACCAAUCAAACAAAGGCUACAGAGGCAACAUGUAACAUAUCUUGGCUUUAAAAUAUGAUUUUAUUCCUGAAUUGAUACAUAAAGAGAUGUAGUAACAAAGGAAGGAAAAGUUAAGUAUGAGCACUGUUAAUUGAGUCAUUUCUUGAAGUGUUUUAUUGGACAUUGCCAACAAGUUUCGAUAGGACUUUUGAUCAUCAUUUUCUUGUAAAUGUUCAUAAUCAAUACUUAAAGAAUAUACCAAUAGAAUAUGUAUCAUAUAUACUGUGUAUGUGCAGUUUCAUUCUAUAGAUGGGAAGAAAUUGAUAAAUGUUUGUUUUUAGGCCCUUUAACGAAUUCGUCCUUACUUUAAUAUCCCCCAAAUGGAACUCUUUUAGCAUUGUAAGCUCUUUAUAAUCAUUGACGGGCAAUUCAAUAACAUAUGUAUGCCUGACCCCUAUAUCUGGUGCUUUAUUUUAAAUUCAUUUUUCUCUAUUUUCUAGUUCGUAUGAAAACUUUGUACUACUCUCACAUGCAGGCUUCAGCCUUUCAUGAAAUAGAGAAAGAAUGGGAGAAAAUGGGGGCCAUAUGUACAAAAAGGUUGAUGAUUUUAUUGAAUUGCCCAGUAGCUAAAUUGAGGUGUAUUUUUAACCUUUAACCAUAUUUUACUGACCAGGGUCACAUGCCAAAUAUUCAUUUUGACACUUAUAUUUUUCAGGUUCUGAAUAUAAAUCACUAUCUCGUAUACUGUAUACAUCUUGAGUAGUCUUACAGAUAGUGAAAAGUUGAAUGAUUUUACAUGUGGAUAAAUCAUAUUUCAAUAGAAAUUUGCAUUCCUUAACAGAUCAAACAAAAACAUGUCAUUAGGUGCAAGCAGCGAAAUAACAAAUAACUAUGGAAGAAUGAAAGAUAAAUUUCAAACAAAUCAGAUCAAAUUCUGUCUUUAAUGCUGAUGUUUCGUGUUGAGGGAAUUGUUUUAAGAGCAAAGAUUGAAAUGCCUAUGGUUUACAAUUUAGAGAUUAAAAACAAAGUUAUUGUAGGUCAAUAAGUACCAAGAAUUGUCACGCUACAACCUAAGGAGUUUCCCCUUUACUCUACUUUUAUUGUAACAAACUAUUCCAGAAUUCCGUCCAAAAAGACCUCUGGGCUUUCCUGAAAAACCUGUAUCUGUAUAUGAAACCGUCCUAAUGUUUGUAAUUCAGCAUGUAUUAUCCAGUAUAUUGUUAUUUUAUGUAUAUAAUGUACAAAUAUAUUUCACAUUCUAUUUAAUAAAAUUGUUUUAAUGUAUGAAUUUGAAUGUUUUCUUUCCAUGUGCAUUCUUACAGUAUAGCAUUUGAUUUAAAGAAAAGAAUCUGAAAUAGAAGUCAACUUCUUUUUUACCGCCCCUUCAAAGAAGAUGCCAUACAAAUGAAAAAUUUGAUUUUAAUAUUUUGGAGUGUUCUUGAUAAUCUUAAUUUCAGUAUUUAGGCCAUAAUAGCUCUAUGUUUAUGCAAGUCUCACGUAACUUUCAUGACCACACCCUAUUUAUUAUAUAUUUGUGCCAUGACAGGUGGAGGAUUGGUAUCCCCAUUGUCCUUUAUCGUUUUUAGGUAGUCAACGUAAGAUGAAGGCAGGUUUGAUUCUAUAGCGCCCUCAAUCAUGACCUUCAUGUAGUGGGGUGACGGGGGCUCCUCAUUGGCCUGCUCCAAGUCCGGUGCCAUGUGGUAGGUGUGGCAUAAGUAGGCGUGGCCCUCU